AUUCACGAUGUCCGCCAUUUUUGAAAGUGCGAAAUGAAUGUUGGGUAAUAUUUCUGUCACGUGGUACUCCAGGGGGCAAAGAUUCAAAAUGGCGGCCAAAUCAGAAUGUAGUGAUAAGAGUCUAAACGACUUUAUGAAGUGGAAAGUAGAUGAUUUAAAAGCGUUUUUGAAAGAGCGAGGAGUAGUUAUAAAUGGAAGAAAAGCUGAACUUGCUGAAAAAGUAUAUUUUGCGUCGAAAUUAAAGUUAGAAGCUCUAAAGAAAAAGGAAGAAGUGGAAAUCGAUAACAAAGUUCGACGGUGUGAAAAACUGACUAUCGACUGUGGUAUAAAACUCCCAUUUCCUGCUAAUUUGACUAUUGGAUGGGAAAGAGGAAGUCAAAACUUCCCAGAUGUACUAGAGAAAGACGUCGAGAACUACAUGCAGAAGUCUUUUAAAGCAAUGAAACAGGGACAGAGUUUGCUAACUUCCAACCACAUUCAUGAUGUGAUGUUUCACCAUAUAAGUACGAAUGUAAAAUAUUGUUUUGUACGUGGAUGUUGUGUUCCAGAGGAAAAAACCAGUAACGAGUCUUACUCCCUUUGGGUUUGUGUACACAAGGAAAGUGGAGAGGUGCUUACUGCUGAAUGUACCUGUUUUGCAGGGUAGGUUUAUUGUUACUACAGCUUAUGAACUUACAUUUUCUAUGUUGGUCGUCUUAUAAUAUUUUAUUG
This is a messenger RNA of Exaiptasia diaphana, 711 nucleotides long. RefSeq lists its product as uncharacterized. The record is from RefSeq and is a predicted model, not a curated record. The transcript has a single exon. Lineage: Eukaryota; Metazoa; Cnidaria; Anthozoa; Actiniaria; Aiptasiidae. The coding region runs from base 38 to 646 and encodes 202 amino acids.